AUGGCAUCUCUUCCCAACUUCGAUGAUCUCCCACCUGUCAAGGGGAUGCCGCAAGGCUGUGCAUGGGGUAUCUUUGACAAAGACGACAAAAAGGAUGUUCUAGGCACUCUGAAUCUACUCACCCCAGAGGUUGUCAAGGAUGCUGUCGGGGAGGUUCGCCAAGGCGUUUGGCCUAUUGGAAGCAUCAAAAUCCCAGGAUUCUUUCGAACAAGCCUUCGUCAUAAUGUCGUGGAAUUGGAAGACCCAGCAUCUGGCAGCCACUUUGGAUUUGACGAUGAGGUCGAGUUCAAUACCCAGGCCAGUAGCCAAUGGGAUAGUUUCGCUCACUUCAUGCACCUCCCAACCGGCCUCGCCUACAACGGAGCAAAACCAACAGUCGAAGCAUUUCAGACCCCCAAAUCCGCCCAGCAUCUUCCAACACUAGACCACUGGCACCGACGCGGCUGUGUGACAGGGCGAGGUGCACUAAUCGACUUCAAGAGUUACGCGCAGAGCCAUGGGAUAAGCUACGACCAAUUCUCCGGUUUCCGGAUUGGGACUACCGAGCUAGAGUCAGUGGCUGCCUGGCAGGGGUUAACCUUCCGAGUAGGAGAUAUCCUCCUCAUCCGAUUCGGCGUGACAGAGACACUGGGUCAAAUGACUGGGGCAGAGCAGGGGGCUGCGAUGAGAAGCGGCAGGAUGUGUGGGCUAGAGGGAAGUAAGGAAAUGGCGCGCUGGCUUUGGGAUCGGCAUUUUGCCGCUGUUGCUAGUGAUAACUUCGCUGUUGAGGCUAUGCCGCCUAUCGUCGAUGGUGUUGAGCAGCCUAUCCAUGAGCUCGUGUUGCAUCAGUGGUGUCUUAGUUUGUUGGGUAUUCCGCUUGGUGAGCUUUGGGAUUUGAAGGCGCUGGCUCAUUCUUGUAGGGCUAGUAGGCAGUAUUCUUUCUUGCUGACUUCAUCCCCGUUGAAUUUCCCUGGUGCUAUCGCGAGUCCCCCUAAUGCACUAGCUAUUUCGUGA
Messenger RNA from Penicillium griseofulvum, 993 nucleotides. RefSeq names its product putative cyclase. Gene Ontology annotation, molecular function: arylformamidase activity. The coding region runs from base 1 to 993 and encodes 330 amino acids. The transcript has 5 exons. NCBI's taxonomy places the organism in Eukaryota, Fungi, Ascomycota, Eurotiomycetes, Eurotiales, Aspergillaceae. The record is from RefSeq and is a predicted model, not a curated record.